AAAAACCAAACCUACCUUUUCCUUUUUCCUUUUUCUCAAUUCGAUUCCUAUGGCACCGAAGCGGCUCGUCGAAGAUCUACCGUCCGCUCAUGCCUUUUCAGAUGCAGAAGAAGAAUCCGAUUUCGAGACUCAUGAAGAUCCAGAAAUCGAUAAUCUAAUGAACAACUCUGAGGAUGAGAACGAAGAACACAACCAGGAAGACGAUGAUGAAGAAGAAGAAGAAGAAGAACAUGAUGAAGAACAGGAGCAUGAACAAGAAAUCCGUUCUCCUAUCAUCUCCAAACAUGAAAAUUCUCUCGAAAAGGAUUCUGGGUUUGUCUCGGAUUCCGAUUCUGAGAAAACCCAAUCAUCCCCAAGUGCUUCUGCUUUCACCAUCAAACCAAUUCUUCGAAAAUUGGCUACUGAUUCUUCUAAACCUAAGAAGAGUUCUCACAAAUCGAGCAUAGAUUGUGCUACUACUGCGAAGCCUGUUUGUUCAGGUUCGAAGCGUCUUAUUGAGAAUCACUUUCAAGGGAAUGAUCCGAAUAAGAAGAUCAAGAGAGCAAUGAAUGGCGAAGAUAUUGAAGAAGUGAAAAGGGUCUCUGGCUCUGGCAUUAAUAGGCUUUGGAGUGAAGAUGAUGAGAUUUCCAUAUUACAGGGCAUGAUUGAUUUUCAAUUAGCAAAAGGGUCUGACCCUUAUACUGAUAUGAACCAAUUUCUUGAUUUCAUAAGGGAAAAUCUAAGUGUUGAUGUGUCAAAGAAUCAACUGAUUGAUAAAGUGAGGAGGUUGAAGAAGAAGUAUAAGAACAACUCAGAGAAAGGUAGGAAUGGGGAUGAUCCUGUAUUUUUGAAACAACAUGAGCACAAGUCCUUUGUACUUUCGAAAAAAAUCUGGGGCAAUGAAGCAAAGAAGAAGCCAAGGAAACAGAGUGUGAAAGCUAGCAAUUCAGUGUCUAUAAGCUCGCCAAGAGUGGAUGUGGAAGCAGGGAAGCUUAAAGAGAUUAUUAACUAUAAUAAUGUUGAGAGUAAGAUUUUACCAGAGGAGUUUCUAUCUGAAUAUCCAUGGCUGAAAGCUUCUUUCAUGGUGGAGAAUGAUAAGUUUCGUUCAGAAGGGUUAAUGCGCCUUGUUAGAGAAAGAAUGCCAUCAAUUGGGAGUGAAAAGGCAAAGGAAUUGGAUGAUAAAUGGAGGAAAUUAGGCGAAAGUGAACUGGAAUUAUAUGUGAAGAAGGUUGAUUUAGUUAGGGAACAAUGUAAACUAAUAUUGGAUUCAAUGGGGAAGGCAAAGAGAUCUUCAUAAGCUAACUAAUCAAGGUAACUUCUAGUUUCAUGGGGAAGUCUUUUUCUUUUUUCUUUUUUUUUUCUUUUCUUUUCCUUUUUGGGUCUGGAAUUCUUUGAACUAUGAACAUUUUGGAGUGUAUUUGUCCACAAUAUGCAAAGAAACUUGUACACUCUUGAAAAGGGGGUUAGCUAGAAAUGGUUCCUUCUGUAUUUUUCCGAAUUAUAAUAUAUAAUAGAUGAUAUUCCUUUUUAGUGUUCUUACA
Cucumis melo (muskmelon) is the source of this 1520-nucleotide messenger RNA. Its product is annotated as STOREKEEPER protein-like. Gene Ontology annotation, biological process: regulation of DNA-templated transcription. Lineage: Eukaryota; Viridiplantae; Streptophyta; Magnoliopsida; Cucurbitales; Cucurbitaceae. Bases 50 to 1276 code for a protein of 408 amino acids. The transcript has a single exon. Gene Ontology annotation, cellular component: nucleus. The record is from RefSeq and is a predicted model, not a curated record.